Messenger RNA from Lathyrus oleraceus (garden pea), 1203 nucleotides. RefSeq lists its product as uncharacterized. Lineage: Eukaryota; Viridiplantae; Streptophyta; Magnoliopsida; Fabales; Fabaceae. The transcript has 2 exons. Bases 1 to 1203 code for a protein of 400 amino acids. Gene Ontology annotation, molecular function: nucleic acid binding; RNA-DNA hybrid ribonuclease activity. The record is from RefSeq and is a predicted model, not a curated record.
AUGGAUCCGAUAAAGUAUAUCUUCAAAAAGCCUGCUGUUACUAGUAGAAUUGCCCGAUGGAAAAUGUUGUUGACCGAGUAUGAUAUUCAGUAUGUGACCCAGAAAGCGAUAAAGGGGAGUGUUUUGUCUGACUACCUUGCUCACCUACAUGUCGAAGGUUAUCAGCCGUUGAGGUUUGACUUUCCUGAAGAAGACAUUAUGUUUAUCAGAGACUUCACUAUUCCAGGCUCCGAGAUAAGCCCUGAGGAAGGCCCCGAACUAGGAUUGCGAUGGACGCUCGUGUUCAACGGUGCUUCCAAUGCUCGAGGACAUGGCAUAGGUGAUGUUAUCAAUUCUCCAACCGGAUUCCACCUUCCAUUUACCACUAGAUUAUGUUUUGGCUACACCAAUAAUAUGGCAGAAUAUGAAGCAUGUAUCUACGGUUUGGAGGCGGCCAUUGACUUGAGAAUCAAGAUUCUUAAGGUAUAUGGUGAUUCAGCUCUGGUGAUAAGUCAAGUAAAAGGUGAUUGGGAGACACGGGAUAGCAAGUUGAUACCUUACAAGGAGCAUAUCAGAAAGCCGAUAUCCUACUUUGAUGAAAUCUCUUUUCAUCACAUUCCUAGGGAAGAAAAUCAGUUAGCAGAUGCUCUAGCUACGCUGGCAUCUAUGUUCAAAGUCAAAUGGAAGAAUGAAGCACCAUCCUAUCAUAUUGACCACUUAGAUGAACCAGCACAUUGUCUAGCAAUUGAGGUUGAUCCUAAUGAUAAGCCCUGGUUCUAUGACAUAAACACAUUUUUGGAGAAUCGACAAUUUCCCGAGGGUAUAUCCAUUACUGAUAAGAAGGCUCUGAGAAAACUCUCUUCCAAAUUCUUCCUAAAUGGUGAUGUGUUAUACAAACGAAAUUAUGAUUUUGUACUACUCAGAUGCAUGGAUAGACAUGAAGCUAGUACGAUCAUAAAAUCCAUACAUGAAGGCUACGAGGGUGUACAUGCAAAAGGUCCUGCUAUGGCCAAGAAGAUCCUUCGAGAUGGGUAUUACUGGACGACAAUGGAGAUUGAAUGUUACAAGAUGGAGGUUGUCCUACCAAUUGAAGUCGAGAUCCCUUCACUAAGAGUCAUCAUGGAGGCUGACCUCGAUGAAGCUGAAUGGGUUCAAUCACGGUAUGACCAGCUGAAUCUGAUAGAAGAAAAGCGUUUGACGGCCGUUUGUCAUGGUCAGUUGUAA